Molecule: messenger RNA, 228 nt
Organism: Callithrix jacchus (white-tufted-ear marmoset)
Lineage: Eukaryota; Metazoa; Chordata; Mammalia; Primates; Cebidae
Source: RefSeq, a predicted model, not a curated record
ACCCAGGCUGGAGUGCAGUGGCCCGAUUUUGGCUCACCGAAAUCUCCACCACCGGGGUUUAAGUUAAGAUUUUCAUGCCUCAGCCUCCCAAGUAGCUGGGACUAUAGGCAAAUGCCACCAUGCCUAGCUAAUUUUUUUGUAUUUUUAGUAGAGACGGGGUUUCGCCACGUUGGCCAAGCUGGUCUCAAGCUCCUGACCUCAGGUGAUCUACCUGCCUUAGCCUCCUAA